Molecule: messenger RNA, 1095 nt
Organism: Arthroderma uncinatum
Lineage: Eukaryota; Fungi; Ascomycota; Eurotiomycetes; Onygenales; Arthrodermataceae
Product: alternative oxidase
Exons: 2
Coding region: 1-1095 (364 amino acids)
Biological process (GO): alternative respiration
Cellular component (GO): mitochondrion
Molecular function (GO): alternative oxidase activity
Source: RefSeq, a predicted model, not a curated record
AUGCACCCACCAUCACCAGCUCCGUUUAGAGUCCUCGUCCAUGGCUCCGGCCCUGCAAGACUCCUUUCGCAGCAAUGCCUGAAAGGCGGCUUCAGAGCGUCCCCCAGCCUGGUCAUUGGCCUUCGAGGCAACUCGGCUUCGCUCUACUACAGUGGCAGCCAUGACUCGCCAUGUCGUGGCCAGGGAAGACACUUCUCCACCACCUCUCCAGCAAGGAUGAAGGAGUUCUUUGCUGCGCCAAAGCAGACAAAGCGCAUAGUCGAGACAGAAUCAGCGUUUGAACACCCUGUCUUCACCGAAAAGCAGAUGAAAGACAUCGUAGUCGCCCACCGCGAAACAAAAAAUUGGUCAGAUUGGGUCGCACUGGGGACAGUCCGUUUCCUUCGCUGGAGCACCGAUCUAGCCACGGGCUACAAACAUACAAAACCCGGCGAACCCGCACCCCCCAAGCACUUCCAGAUGACCGAACGAAAAUGGCUUAUCCGCUUCGUAUUCCUCGAAACCGUCGCGGGCGUCCCCGGAAUGGUCGGUGGCAUGCUCAGACAUCUCCACAGCCUGCGUAAGAUGAAGCGUGAUAACGGCUGGAUCGAAACGCUGCUUGAGGAAGCCUACAAUGAACGCAUGCAUCUACUCACCUUCCUGAAGCUCGCUGAGCCAGGCUGGUUUAUGCGUCUGAUGGUGCUAGGUGCCCAGGGCGUAUUCUUCAACGGCUUCUUCCUCUCCUACCUCAUCUCCCCGCGAACAUGUCAUCGUUUCGUCGGAUACCUAGAGGAAGAGGCAGUCAUGACUUAUACCCACGCCAUCAAGGAUUUGGAGGAUGGCAAACUACCUGCCUGGUCGGAGCUCCCAGCGCCCGAUAUUGCGAUUAAAUACUGGAACAUGCCAGAGGGACAUAGGAAGAUGCUCGACCUGCUCUACUAUGUUAGGGCUGAUGAGGCGAAACAUCGCGAGGUUAACCAUACCCUGGCCAAUUUGGAUCAGAAGAUAGAUCCUAAUCCCUACGCGGCCAAAUACGAAAAUCCAGAAAAACCACAUCCCACAAAGUCGGCUGAGGUCGUUAAGCCCACUGGCUGGGACAGAAAUGAUAUCAUCUAG